Messenger RNA from Pocillopora verrucosa, 3591 nucleotides. RefSeq names its product E3 ubiquitin-protein ligase TRIM71-like. The record is from RefSeq and is a predicted model, not a curated record. Gene Ontology annotation, molecular function: protein binding; ubiquitin protein ligase activity; zinc ion binding. Lineage: Eukaryota; Metazoa; Cnidaria; Anthozoa; Scleractinia; Pocilloporidae.
AAGAAUAUGUUUAUCAUAACAGAUAAUAGAUUCCAAUAUAACUCUUAGGCAAAAAGGAAGCACAAGGCUUCGUGCUGAAUUUCGAGACUCUACCUCGCCUCUUCACCUCCCUUCCUACUUGAUACUGAAGACAUGGAUAUCAAAACACUGCUAGAUAAUCUUCGAGAAGAAGUGUCUUGUCCAGUGUGUACUAACAUCUACACGGAACCAAAACACCUUCCAUGUCUUCACAGUUUCUGUCUGCUAUGCUUGAAACAGUGGCACAGGUCAAGCCAUGGCCAUGAGACGAUAAGAUGUCCGAAAUGUCAAGUCGUUAGCAGAGUGCCUGAAAGUGGUGAUCUGAGAGAUCUUCCGACCAGUUUUUAUCUAAACGGUUUGAUCGAUGUGCUGGCCAUAAAAGAGUGCGAAAGUAGCCAGGUGCGAUGUGAAAAUUGCGAAAAGAGGAGCUGUGAAAGUUCUUACUGUUUCCAAUGUUGCGUAUUUUGGUGUGAAGAAUGUGUCAUUGGACAUAACAUUAUGAAGAGCAACAAAGAUCAUCGUGUUAUGGCGCUAAAAGAAUUUCAGUACAAAGACUUCGAGGAUGUGUUGAAACGCCCGUUGUACUGCUCGAAGCCGCGACAUGAGAAAGAAGAACUGAAAUACUUUUGCAAUAAAUGCGAAUCGCCUGUUUGUCAAACCUGCGCCACGAUGAGUCAUAGUGGCCACACUCUAGAGCACAUCGAGGAAAAAGCUGAAAGACAAAAGAUUGAAACUAAAUCAUUUCUUGACGUCCAAAGACGCAACCUGCAAAAAAAGAUGAACUCUCUCGGUCAACUUGAUGAAUACUACGCUCAGCUGGUAAGACAACGCGAUGAUAUGAAGGAAAGUGUUCAAGGACUUGUGAACAAGUUGAUUGCAACCAUUGAAGCGAAGAAGCAAAACAUUUUUGCAGCUUUAGAGAAUGAAACGAAGAAUGUACUGGAAAAUCUUACAAUGCAAAAGACAGAGGUAGAUCGUCAAAUUAAAAUACUCGAAUCAUCGCUGGAAAAAGCUGAUAAACUAUUAAUACGAAGUUCAAACGCCGAGAUCGUUCAACUGAAGAAACCAAUAGAGACAAUAUUUCAAGAUAUUAUUCAAAAUCAGCCAGUGGACCUUGACCCGGAAAAAGUUCCUGCCAUAGUUUUUGCAGAGAAUCCAAAGUUUUUGUCCACAAUAAACACCGAAGAAAUUGGAACUUUGUUAAUGAAACUCCAAACAAAAGCAUUUCACUCUGUCGCUGAAGGAAAAGGACUUGGAGAAGCAAUUGUUAACCGUGAAGCGCAUUUUACAUUGACUACCAGAAACGUUGAAGGCGGACAGUGCUACAAUGAAAAUGACCAUGUAACGGUGGAGAUCUUGGACGAACAAGAACGACAGUGCGCUACAGAAGUAAAAAUGAAUGACAAUAAGAAUGGACUCUAUCAGAUCAGUUAUUCAUCCAAUUUCCAAGGCAUAUGCAAAGUAAUAGUAAAGGUAAAUGGGGAACAUGUGUGUGGUAGUCCAUUUGCUGUGCAGGUAAAACCAUUUCAAUUAAAAGCUGUUUUAUCUUUUGGCAACAAAGGUUCAUCUAAAGGAACGUUUAAGUUUCCCUGGGGGGUAGCAGUUAAUGCCCGCAACGAGAUGGCCGUAACUGAUUGUGAAAAUAAUAGAGUUCAACUCUAUAACAGCGAUGGCUAUCAUUUAAGAUCUUUUGGAAAGAAAGGCAACAAAGCAGGAGAAUUUUAUAGCCCAAUGGGAAUAGCUUUUGAUAAUAACGGUAACCUUUUGGUAUCAGACAACAACAACUAUAGGGUUCAGAUUUUUAAUAGGGAGGGUGAGUUCAUGGCAAGUAUCCCAGGGAAAGGAAGCUCUGUCGAUCGUCAGUUCCUUAUUCCGUGGGGUUUAUCCGUAGACGGUGAGGGGAACAUCCUUGUCGCUGACGCGGGUAACAAACUAAUCAUAAUCUUUUCGCCAGCUGGGAAGUUUCUAAUGAAAAUAGGUGGGCAGGGCUCAUUUAGUCAUCCUGUCCAUUGCGUUCAAAGUGGCAGAUUUCUCUUUGUAUCAGACAGUGGUGAACAUUGCAUCAAAGUUUUUGACAGGAAUGGAAACUUUCAGUACAAGUUUGGAAAGAAGGGUACAGGAGACGGGGAGUUUAAUGGUCCAGGAUGUAUGACAGUGAACAGAUCAGGACACAUAAUAGUUUGUGAUACAAAUAAUAAUAGAAUACAAUUAUUUGAAUUUGAUGGAACUUUUGUGGGCAAAUUUGGAACGAAAGGUAACGGAUUAGGAGAAAUCCGGUCUCCAAAUGCAAUAGCUAUUCUUAGUACUGGGCGAAUUGUUGUUGUUGAUCAAAGUAACCACCGCUUACAAAUGUUUGAGUAACCUGGUAGAGACAUUUUGCUUUGUUUUUGCUUUACUGCGGUCUGUGAUUGGUCCAGAAAACUCGCGCCAUCAUCUCAACCAAUCAGAUGCAAAACUUAAACCAAUCCAGCUUGGUCAACGCGUUUUCCCACCAUCAUCUCAACCAAUCAAAUGCAAAACUUAAACCAAUCCCAACUUGGUCAACGCGUUUUCCCGCGCUUCAAGCAAGUUGCUAGUUUUUGUUUUGUGUUCUCAUUGGUUGAUAAUGAUGUCAUCUUUGUUCUGAUGCGCAGUUGUGAUUACUUUGGUUUAGUUUUUCUACACUAAAUUAUUAACUUCUCGAAUUCGCUUCAGCUAAAAAUUAUUUUGCCUUUUUGGGCAAAGAUUAUUUUCAUUAAGUUUAUGUUUGGCUAUGAUUCAAUUUGGGGUAAUACUUUACCUUGGUAUGUGAUUUUUUUGUCAAAAUAUUCUGAACUAAAAGGAAACAAUUGUAUGGUUACUGCAAGUGCUGUUUAGAAAAAUUUUUUCAUUCAUUAAUCAGUCAUGGGAAUGAUGGUUUUUACUUGAAACGCGAUGAAAAGCACUUAAUUUUUAACUUUUGUUCGUGAGAUUAUGGAAAAGAACAUCUAUUUAGCUCUAAAAGUUUCGGUAUCACUUUAGCAUAAGUUUUAGGGGGAAGUCUGUUGAGUCGAAGUAAUUAAUUGAAUAGGAAUAAAUUAAUCACAUAGUUCUCACAAUUAGAUUACCUGAAAACAAUUGAUGAAGCCGCCCAAGACACGUGAUUGACACUUUGCUGUUUUCCUUCGCAACCGUUCUCUAAAAUGUCACGCAACACUCCUCCUGAAAAAGGAAUAAGCCUUGCGUGACAUUCCACGAAACAGCUGCCAAAGAUUCGCCAACUGCUUAUUUGUCUUUGCAUCCGAAUGGCUUACAAUAACUGGCUUAAAACUUUUCAGGCAGUCUAAAAACACUGUGAGGAAAUAUCUGCAACACGCAGUUGAAAAAUCGCUUCAGAUUUGAAUGUAAAAUAAGUUUGUCUGUAAUAAGACAAUAACAUUAUUUGUGGAGAGGAACGUAAGCGUUUUUCCCGAACUUCGUAUUCAAUAUAUCUAAACGAAUCUCCACCCGUAAGUGGGGAAAUUCUAGGAACUAGUCGAACAUGUCGAAUGUAGUCUGCAUUUGUAAUUACUACAGACUUCAUGCUUAUUUUUUUAAUAGAGGUAUAAUAUUUUU